UGCCACGUGUACAAAUUCACCUACGAUUGGAGAUUUCUUCCUUCUCCUUUCGUCUAUCUUCUCAGCUCUGCCCAAGGUACAUAACACGAUACUGCUUCUUCGACCCCAAACCUGAAUCUCUAGCGCAACAAGUAUCGACGAGACGUCAGAAUUCAGACGCCAUAGCCAAUGUUACAGUAGCGGAUGAUUGAAGCAUCCAGAGUUGAGCUAUUAUUAUCCCUGGUAAUAAUAGCAUUUCUUGCUUAUGCAAUUACGCCCUCUUACGGAGAAUCCUCCACAUGCUUGACGGUUUACAAAGAGGGCGGUGCUCCGGCGGUUUUUCGAUCCCCCAAAUGCCCCCGAUGGAACCUCUCAAAGCCUCCUCUCGAUUCACGGACCACCACCGCCCGUUGCCAAUCUGCCACUCUUCAGGGUCGCCGAAACUCCCAGGAGGAUCGUACUCUCUGUGCCCUCGAUAUUCGCAUCCCCUUCCCCGUUGGAGCAGGUAAGAUUGGGGUUAAGGAGGUUGUAGUGGGCAUUGUUGCGGUUUUUGAUGGCCAUAAUGGCGCUGAUGCCAGUGACAUGGCUUCCAAGCUUUUGUUGGAGUAUUUCGUUUUGCAUACGUAUUUCCUUCUGGAUGCAACGUUUUCGAAGAAAUCUGCCGGAAGGUUUCUGGAUAAGAGAGAAUAUGAUGUUUUUCGAGUGCUUAACUGGGAUGAAAGAACUACUAGGUUUAAGUAUUCAUGGCCUGCGGAUCUUGAUGAUUCUCUUCACUUAGAAAUUUUGAAGGAAGCAUUGCUGAGGGCAAUCCAUGACAUUGAUGUGACCUUUUCUAAGGAGGCGUCUAGAAGGAAUCUUGAUUCUGGUUCUACAGCCACAGUCAUACUAAUAGCAGAUGGUCAAAUUUUAGUUGCCAACAUUGGAGAUUCAAAGGCAUUUCUCUGCUCUGAGAAAUUCCAGUCUCCUGAAGAGGCUAAAGGUUUGAAGUCUGAUGGUUUAAUUCUCUGUUUUUAUGCGUGUUCAUAUUCUUUGAGUGCAAAUUUUGAUUACACGCCAUUCUUUUACUUGUCAUUUGAUCAAAAACAUAGUAAAGGGUUUUUAAAUGAUGGUGGUUGGAUUGCAGCGACUCUAAUAAGGCUAUACAGGGAGAAACGACGCAAUGGUGCUAUUUCCCGUGCAACAGAUAAUGACAACUUCAAAGCAGCUUCCUCCAAUGGACUGGUGCAUUUUUAUGUCAAGGAAUUGACCAGAGAUCAUCAUCCAGAUAGAGAUGAUGAAAGGAUGCGGGUGGAAACUGCUGGUGGGUAUGUUUUGGAGUUGGGUGGUGUACCCCGAGUAAAUGGUCAGUUGGCUAUUUCCCGAGCAAUUGGCGAUGUGUCAUUUAAAAGUUUUGGUGUUAUAUCUGCACCAGAGGUCACAGAUUGGCAACCUCUGACCAUGAAUGAUAGCUAUCUUGUGGCUGCAUCUGAUGGCAUUUUUGAGAAGUUGAGCGUGCAGGAUGUUUGUGAUUUGUUGGGGGAAGUGCAGAGUCAUGGUUCCUUGAGAUCAGAACUUUCUGCUUCAUGCUUGUACUCAUUAGCUGAUUGUAUAGUUAACACGGCCUUUGAAAAGGGCAGUAUGGAUAAUGGAGCAGCUGUUGUGGUUCGUUUAGGAUCCUUGGGUUUUUCUGAAGAUUUACUGAAUGAAAGGUGUGUUGGAGAGGGAGACACAGAUUUCACAGCAACAGGAGUUGUAAAGUUCAGUUAUAAACGCUCAGCUGAUGGCACCACUUCUGACCUAGUGGAAUUGGACCAUACGCAUCCAGUUGUGGCCAAGUUUGAAAGAUUAUUGGUCAAGAGGAAAAAUUGCAAUUUUGGCUGUUUUCAUUUAUUUGAGAACCUUGAUGAACAUAUGGAUUACCCAUUGCAAGCUGGAAAGGAGGACCAGACAGACUAUAUGUAUGACCUACCUCAGGCUCUACCUGAUGCCCUUGAUCAACAGUGUGGUGGACCUUUAGAUUUGCAUAAUGACCAGAGUUUGUGCUUCUACCUUGGUAUGACUGUUGAUGGAGCUAAAAAUCAGUGCAUAAAUCCUGAAGGCUUUGCUAGUUUUCUUGGUCUGCUUCAGUCGAUUCCACUCCAUGACACUGGUUCAAAUUAUGGAUCAUUUGAGUAUGCAAUGCCGGACUUGAGGUACAAACUAAAGAAGAGGUUUGGUCGGGGAUCAUAUGGUGAAGUAUGGUUGGCUUUUCAUUGGGAUUGUUGUCAAGAAAACAAUGGUUCAAACUGUUAUGGAAAGAAUAAUUAUAUCUCACCUAAUUCUUUUCAUUUUAACUCAAACCAUAGUUCAUCUGCCCAUAGUCAGGCUGAUCCUGCUGAUGAGAACUUGUUCAUUUUGAAACGUAUAAUGGUGGAGAGGGGAGCUGCCGUUUACUUAAGUGGUCUACGGGAGAAGCAUUUUGGUGAAGUUUUCUUAAAUGCAUCUAAGUGCCUUGGAGGCUUGCUAUCAGCUGGAACUUCAAAUACUGUUGUGGAUGAAUCUUAUCUGGGAAUAUCUGACCCAUUAGAGACAAAUGAUACAGUGGUCCAGGAAAACACUUGGAGUUUUGAAAAUGUAUUUCUCAACAAAUUUAGAACUCAAAGAGUGACAUAUGAAGAAGGUCUGAACCAUAUUGCAAGAUAUGUAGAGUCUUUUGAAUCUCAAUCUAAUGAAAUAUGGCUUGUAUUUCGCCAUGAAGGUGUGUCCUUGUCGAAGCUUAUGUAUACCGUGGAAGAUGUAGAUAAUAAUGCUGAUGAAGGAGUUAAACGUGUAAAACACGUUCAGAUAUUGCGUCCCUCAAAAUGGUGGCAUUGGUUGAAGACUACAGAAGCAGGACAAGAAGAAAUGCGCAAUCUUAUAUGGCAGUUGUUGUUGGGGAUCAAGUCCUGUCAUGAUCGUAAUAUCACCCACAGGGAUAUCAAACCCGAGAACAUGGUCAUAUGUUUUGAAGAUCAAGACACAGGGAGAUGCCUAAAAGAAAGACCAACUGGAGAUAAGAAUGUCACCACCAAAAUGCGCAUUAUUGACUUUGGUAGUGCGAUAGAUGAUUUUACAAUGAAGCAUUUAUAUGGUUCCACUGGACCUUCUAGAGCUGAACAAACUUACGAGUAUGCACCACCUGAAGCUUUUCUCAAUGCAAGUUUCUAUCAUGGGCCAAUAAGUACAACUUUGAAGUAUGAUAUGUGGAGCAUUGGUGUUGUGAUGUUAGAGUUAAUUCUAGGAUCACCAAAUGUUUUUCAGAUAAGUGCUUUAACACGUGCUCUUUUAGACCAGCAUCUUAAGGGUUGGAACGAAGGCCUGAAAGAGCUCGCAUAUAAACUUAGAUCAUUCAUGGAAUUGUGUAUCUUAAUCUCUGGGAGUUCCCCAAAACAUCAGCACCCAAUGGACCGAGAUGGACUUUCACCAGCCUCCUGGAAAUGCUCUGAAGAAUUUUUUUCCAAUCAGAUAAAGAGUAGAGAUCCUCUGAAACUAGGGUUUCCCAAUGUAUCAGCUUUGCGAUUAGUCCGCCAUCUAUUAGUUUGGGACCCGGAGGAUAGAUUUAGUGUUGAUGAGGCUUUAAGGCAUCCUUAUUUCCAACCUCCUCCCGAGCGAUAAGUUGUUCGCAAAGUUCGUUAAUUAAUUUACUGGUGAUUUCUUUCCACAACGAGGUUUCAUCUUGUCAUUAAUCGGGAAAGGAAUUUGGAAGUCAGAAUUGCAAAGCCUCGCAGAAACCAUUUCAGGAAAUUUUAACUGAUCCAAACACACGAAUACAUGGGGAAAUUGUAGCAAUAUCUUCAUUUUCAUUUGCCUGGUCAAUGAUCUACAUUAUUGCACCAGCCAAUACAUACAAGCAAAAAGCAACUGAUCAAAGAUCUACAAUGGUUCUCUCUCUCGCUCUCUCUCUCUCUCGCAUUUGGACUGAGGGAGGGAGCGAGGGGUGGGUUUACUAAAUAAGCCCACCAGGGGCCGAAUUGAGUCUUCACCCUUCCAAUGUGAUUUACUAAAAGAAAAUGAUAGUUUGCCUCUUGAUUUUACCUAGAGGUGGCAGUACAUGACAUGAGUUAUAAACUCAACACGAAAUACGAACACGAUAAGAAAUUAACGGGUUUAGGAUUUGACGUUACAUCUCCGAAUUUGAUCCAUUAAGACAUGAUCUAUAAACAAAUCAAUCCACUUGACCCAAAUCAACAUUUUUCGACCCGUUUAGAAUUUAUUUAAAAAUUGUAAUUUUAUUAUUAUUGAGUUGAAAUAUUGGUAUUUUUCAGUA
This is a messenger RNA of Carya illinoinensis, 4243 nucleotides long. RefSeq lists its product as uncharacterized. Gene Ontology annotation, molecular function: protein kinase activity; protein serine/threonine phosphatase activity; ATP binding. The coding region runs from base 184 to 3591 and encodes 1135 amino acids. Gene Ontology annotation, biological process: protein phosphorylation; protein dephosphorylation. The transcript has 20 exons. The record is from RefSeq and is a predicted model, not a curated record. Lineage: Eukaryota; Viridiplantae; Streptophyta; Magnoliopsida; Fagales; Juglandaceae. Gene Ontology annotation, cellular component: nucleus; cytosol.